Molecule: messenger RNA, 658 nt
Organism: Drosophila bipectinata
Lineage: Eukaryota; Metazoa; Arthropoda; Insecta; Diptera; Drosophilidae
Gene: RpLP2
Product: ribosomal protein LP2
Biological process (GO): cytoplasmic translational elongation
Cellular component (GO): cytosolic large ribosomal subunit; ribosome
Molecular function (GO): structural constituent of ribosome
Source: RefSeq, a predicted model, not a curated record
AGUGACAAUAUAUUGACAGACGAAGUGUAGGUUCUUUUCUUUCAACUGCUCGUUCAAGAAAGUUGUUCCUUUUGUGUAUUUCGCGUUUCGUGUCGAAAACUGAAGACUUAAACAUGCGUUACGUGGCUGCAUAUUUGUUGGCGGUUCUUGGAGGAAAGGAUAGUCCUGCUAAUGCUGACCUCGAAAAAAUCCUCAGUUCUGUUGGUGUUGAAGUCGAUUCAGAUCGUUUGACGAAAGUCAUUAAAGAACUAAGCGGAAAAAGUAUUGAAGAUUUGGUAAAGGAAGGUCGUGAAAAGCUUUCUACCAUGCCCGUUGGUAGUGGUGGAGUUGCCACACCGGCUCCUGGUGCUCCAGCUCCUGCAGGUUCUUCCGACAAAAAGGAAUCAAAGAAAGAGGAAAAGAAGGAGGAAUCGGAAUCUGAGGACGACGACAUGGGUUUCGCUCUCUUCGAAUAAGCAAAACGUUAAAAUUGUGUACAUUUUGCAAAACAGUUCUGCUUCGUUGAAAAUAUUCCAUGUUUUUUAUUAAAGAGCACACUCAAAAGCAAAAACGCUCCAAAUAAAAUUGUAUCACUAGAUAUAAUAUAUCCUUGGAAUAUAAAUGUGCAGAGGUUUACUUGAUGUACAAGAUAAUUUAACAAUAAAACAAAGCUAUCCUA